AUGCGCCCGGCGCUUCUGCGAUUGUUGAAGAGGCCGUCCGCCGUCUCGAUCCUUGACACGCUUACAGCAGUACCGGCCGGAAUUGAGCAGUUGGAGUCCAGAUACCGGUGUUUACGAUGCAAUUCGCGAAGUGCAAAUCACCCCGAUGAAUCUGACAACGGCCUAGCCCGGCAGCAACUUGAAGACUCGCGCCGAGGGAAACGGCCAUUCAGCUUUUCCAUCUACGACAUUGAAACCUCCGAUGAAGCGAGCAACUCUGUAGCUACGCCUGCUACGAAGCGGAACCCCAACACUUUUUCUAAGCAAUGCCCUACCAAGCUUCUGGCGCUUCGACCAGACAGGCUUGAAUUCGAAUCGGACGUCGGACACCUCAACGACAUUGGGACGCGUUUAGUGGAUAAUCCGGACCAGCGACAUAAUUUCGACCUGUGGGAGGAACUCCUACGAUAUCGCCAGCGACACUACGGAGACCACGGCACACUAGAAAUAUGGGAAGGGCUCAUGGUUCGAGUGGAUGGGGUACGGCUCCCGGUUGCGGGAGACCAAGCGGAUAUCUUCUGGCAAAGCUUUGUGGACAUGGGAUUGAGGCGAGAGCUAUUUCUCAAAGAAGUGCUGGACUACGCUAUCGAUUUGUGGAAGCAACAUGGCAGUCGAUGGCCACAGCUAUAUGAGCGCGUGGUGGGCGAACUCCUUGACCAGAGCCUAACGCACCGUGCCAUCGAAAGCCACAAGAAGCUUCAACGUGCUGGUUUGGCUAGCGCGCAUGAUGUGCUGCAAGUCUUACCCUCGGCGAUCCGCUCGACGUCUCAUCCGGCUGGCACGGAAAUUGCGACUGUCGCUGAUCUCGAGUGGUCAUCCUUGCCGCCGGGCCUGAAGGCAUUCCAAACUAUAUGUUCUACAACCCCCGACCGCAACUUUUACGGGCCUGUCAUCUCGAUGCUUAUCCAACAAGGCCACGGAGAAGCGGCGAUCUCGAUGCAUCAUUUCUUUGCUCAUAUCCAGGAUCAUCCACAAACUCCCGAUGAAAUACAGCCAUUGCUGGAAUACGUUGAGAAGUUUGGGUUGCGGAGGGAGUUCAAUCGACUCCGUGGCUAUGUCAAAAAGCGGUUCGAUACCGAAGCAUCGAUUGACCAACCUGGCCCAAUAGACACCACCCCACAAUCCGAUGCGAAAGAAUCGCAGGACGGAAAGCCCUAUAAAGAUGACAUCGGUGCUAAGAUGUUUGCUACUCGUGCACUGAACUUUGACAUGAUCGUUGGUGGUUUGAAAAUGCUCGGUGUCACCGAGAUUGGCCAUAGGACGUUGCGCGAGCUGGCUACGAGAGCUCACGGCAAUCAAGAUCUUCUGGAGAAGCUCAAAGUCCUCAAGCAGUCUGGAAUUUCUGUCGGUAGCACUGUGUUCUCCCGGUUAGUCCAGAAACUCGCAACCCAAAAUCGCGACAUCCUUCUCUCCGACCUUCUUCGCAGCGACCAGCACCCGGACGUUCUCGAAGACAAGCGCAUGCAGGAGUCAAUGUUGGUAUCUUAUUAUAUGGCUCGGGAUUGGCGACUGUACAAUAUGACCCUAGCGGUGUUGGCGGAGCUUUAUCCCACCUCACCCGACCUCCACGACAUCCAUUUCCGAAAGCACAUUGCGGCCCGGGAAUUAAGCGCAGCGGGCAAGGUCACCGAUGAGCUAGCCCUCCGGGGGCGUACUCUGAGCGAAGAAAGUGUGGAUUUCAUGGCCGAGCAGAUUCUCACCCCUCGCCGCAUGAACCAUCGUCCGCCCCCAGGCCAACGUCUGUCUGCCGUCGAGGAAGUAGUUUUCAUCUUCAAGAUUCUGAAGCGUGUGGUCCCCGCAGGAGGCUAUGUCAGUGCUGCCUUCUGGAUUGAGAUGCUCAAGCGUCUCGGUAUGGCGGAUGCAUGGGCGGACUGGGACAAACUUCGAGACUGCUGCACAUGGCUUGUCCGUCAAUAUGCGGAAAGCCCUGGGCAGAUGGCCCGGUCGCACGUAGCAUUCUCCAAGCCUCUCGAUCCCAAGCAGCCCAACGGUCGCGACCGGCGAAUGCUCGACUUGAUUUUCACGCCCCAAAUGCAAGCAGCUAUCGUCUCCUGGGGAUUCAAGUUCCGCGUGCUCGACACGACCGCAUCAAAAUUUGCCAUUUCCCAUCCAAACCCUCAAGUUCAUGACAAGCUCGUCCCAUGGGUGCGGGGUCUGAUUCUACUGCGAGAGCUGGAACGAUCCGGCCUUCGUCUUGACAAACGAUUGAUCUCACAGGCAGUGCGCCACCGCCUGGCUAUGCUCUACAGCCACCAUGUUCUAUCCGCGCGACGCAUGAACCGCAUGCUGCGACGGCGGAACCCGUAUCCUCUACAGCAGGUGUUGAACGAUGUAUUCGAGGCUUGGGGGGACCAGUCUCUUUUUGAUGGGAUGGAGCAGAACCCGCAGGAGUUGGUAAAUCCACCACGAUCUGCCCGGACGAAGCGACGCGCUCCAGGUAUACGUCUGUCGCUGAAAGGACUAUAA
Messenger RNA from Penicillium bovifimosum, 2505 nucleotides. RefSeq lists its product as uncharacterized. The record is from RefSeq and is a predicted model, not a curated record. Lineage: Eukaryota; Fungi; Ascomycota; Eurotiomycetes; Eurotiales; Aspergillaceae. The transcript has a single exon. The coding region runs from base 1 to 2505 and encodes 834 amino acids.